This is a messenger RNA of Saccharomyces kudriavzevii IFO 1802, 846 nucleotides long. It is a transcript of the gene LAA2, whose product is annotated as Laa2p. Lineage: Eukaryota; Fungi; Ascomycota; Saccharomycetes; Saccharomycetales; Saccharomycetaceae. The transcript has a single exon. The record is from RefSeq and is a predicted model, not a curated record. Bases 1 to 846 code for a protein of 281 amino acids.
AUGAGUGAUGGAGAUCAAACAAAGCCUACCGUAAAGGGAUCUGACGCCGAAAGUGAUUCUAGUGAUGAUUUUGGAAAUUUUUCGGAUGCUUCAGUGGAAAACGACCUCUAUGACCAGGAUUCUGCUGUCGCAAUAUCUUCCGAAUCCGUGGUAGAUAACUGCCUGAAUGAGAUACUGCCAGAUGUGGGUGAAUGCAAUAUGGGAGAAGGAACAGCAAAGGACGAUUGUUUUAAGCUGAGUAAGUUGAUCGAAGAUGAGCGGCCCCAUGUAAUUUAUGAACAACUCAUACAAUUAGAUCCCGUGUUACAGCCAUUCAUAUGGAAUAAGUCUCAUAUACGGAGAAACUUGCUGCACAUCUUGAGAAUAUCUGAUCCUGAUGGCUCUGAAGAUGCUGGUCGAAAGAGGCAGGAAGAGCCACUAAAUGAUGAACUGUUUAAGAGGAUAUGCGACAUAGUGGAAAGAAAUGAACAAACGGCCACUGGAUUGUUCUUGAGGGACAAUUUCAAAAUCGACUACACGCCGCCAAUGACUUUGAAAUCUCUUAAAAUUGAAGAAGAGCGUGAACAAGAGCAACGUAUACCGCAAUUGCUUGCCGCCAUAUUCACUGAUAUGGAUGAAGAAUCCUUACGCCAAUACCAUGACGCGUUGUGUCAAUCUAUUGACUUUCUUGUAAGUAGAUCAAAAUGUCUGAAGAAAAAACAACAGGACCUUCUUAGGGAUAAGACAACCUUUGAAAAUGUUGUAACGAACUUGACGGGACACACUCAAAGAUUACAGAGAGAUGAAAUAGCGCUGUAUAACAAGAGGCGAAACAAAAAGAAAAGGUUUAGCUGGGUUGGAUACUAA